UUUGGAGGCAGGUUAAGAGCGCUCGGUGGUCGGGCCACGCGUUUCUGAGAAGGUUCAAUGGCGUGGCAGGGGAUGGCGACCGAGUUCCUGCAGGUGCCGGCGGUGACGCGGACCUACACCGCAGCCUGCGUCCUCACCACCGCCGCCGUGCAACUGGAGCUCCUCAGCCCCUUCCAGCUCUACUUCAAUCCGCACCUCGUGUUCCGGAAGUUCCAGGUCUGGAGGCUCGUCACCAACUUCCUCUUCUUCGGGCCCCUGGGAUUCAGCUUCUUCUUCAACAUGCUCUUCGUGUUUCGCUACUGCCGUCUGCUGGAGGAGGGUUCCUUCCGCGGCCGCACGGCCGACUUCGUCUUCAUGUUUCUCUUCGGGGGUGUCCUUAUGAUCCUGCUGGGGCUCCUGGGCAGCCUCUUCUUCCUGGGCCAGGCUCUCACAGCCAUGCUGGUAUACGUAUGGAGCCGCCGCAGCCCCCGGGUGAGGGUCAACUUCUUCGGCCUCCUCACCUUCCAGGCGCCAUUCCUGCCCUGGGCGCUCAUGGGCUUCUCAAUGCUGCUGGGCAACUCAAUCCUCGUGGACCUCCUGGGGAUUGUUGUGGGCCACAUCUACUACUUCCUGGAGGAUGUCUUCCCCAACCAGCCUGGCGGCAAGAGGCUGCUGCUGACCCCUGGCUUCCUGAAGCUGCUACUGGAUGCCCCAGAGGAGGACCCCAAUUACCUGCCCCUCCCCGAGGAGCAGCCAGGACCUCUGCAGCAGUGACCCCACCCAAGGCCAGAGCCAGCCCCAGGGGCCCAUCUUCCCGGCCUCCGGCAGGCCCGCAUUCCCCCCGCAACCCCGGCUUGUAGCACAGCUACCUGUCCUGGAGGCUGGGCCAUGCCCAGGGCCCACCCGAAUAAACAAUGACCUGUAUCCUCUUCACACACAGCACUGGCCUUCCUGCCUCGGCUGGCCACACCUUUCCAUGCAGGGUAGGUGCUGCUGGCCUUCACCAAGGGCCACCAACCGAGCCUGACCUGCUCUCUCAGACCAAGAGCAGGUGGUAGGAUGGGAGGCCCAGGGAGGGUCCAGAACCUACCCACAAUUGCCCAGCAGAGCUUUGAGCUCUCAUCCCCACCCUGACUGUGCCUCAAUUCAGCCUUCAGUGAGGGGUGUCAGAUCUUGGUGGCGGGGCCAGGACUGGGCUAGCCGGUCAUGCUGAGCCCAGUCUGUGGUGGCUGCUGCCCGAGGGGCCCUCAGGCUGAUGCCUCUCUAGGCCUCUCCUGUCCCUCACCAGCAACCCACAAGGGGAGCUUUGCCUCAUUUUCCAGCUA
Messenger RNA from Balaenoptera musculus (blue whale), 1304 nucleotides. It is a transcript of the gene DERL3, whose product is annotated as derlin 3. Lineage: Eukaryota; Metazoa; Chordata; Mammalia; Artiodactyla; Balaenopteridae. Gene Ontology annotation, cellular component: Hrd1p ubiquitin ligase ERAD-L complex; endoplasmic reticulum membrane. Gene Ontology annotation, biological process: endoplasmic reticulum unfolded protein response. The record is from RefSeq and is a predicted model, not a curated record. The transcript is spliced from 7 exons. Bases 58 to 753 code for a protein of 231 amino acids. Gene Ontology annotation, molecular function: ubiquitin-specific protease binding; misfolded protein binding.